UAUAUUCACGUGCAUUUUGUCAAACCUUAUUUUCCCUUUCUUUAUAUUUUGAGUCUGCAUAAGCCAAAAUCAUCCUAAAAGGCCCCUCUUAAAUAUUGCUCAUCCUCAUAUGCUUUCACUUAUUUAAGAAUCAUAGAAUUAAUUCAUCAUCGAUAUAUCACUCCCCACUUGACUUGGCCAAGCUCUCUCUUUAAUUCCCAAAUUAAUUAAAAAUCCUCUCUUUUUAUUCGAUCAUCAUAUUUCCUUUUUGUCAAAAAUGGAGUUAGCUUUGAGCUUGGGCGACGCACCAAAACCCUUUUCGUUUAUCGAGAAAUCGCAGCAAAUCCUGGGCAAGGAUUUAGGGUUCUGCAUGGCUACAGAUGAAGAUGCAGGUAAAGCAAAAAGUAUCGGCCGAGAUUAUAAGGAGCCGGGUUUUUCCGACGGCUGCUCGUCAGAUCCUGCGCCGGUCCAGCUCGAUCUCCUCCCUUUCUCACCGGUCCACAAAACUCAGCAGCCAUCAAACAACAACAACAAUCAACAAGGGGCCCCGUCUUUUCGAAUGGAUUUUUCGAUAUUCGGGUCGGAUUUAAAUCGGGGGAAAAGGGAUUUGGAGCAAAUGAAUAGUAGCGCCAGUGAACAGGCCGGGCCGGAGGCGGAUCGAGGGACUCCGUCGAGAGGGAGUGAUGAGGAAGAAAAUGGAAUAUUGAUGGGUAGAAAAAAACUGAGGCUUAGUAAGGAGCAAUCGGCUUUUCUUGAGGAGAGCUUCAAAGAACAUAACACACUCAACCCUAAACAAAAGCUUGCUCUUGCGAAGCAGCUGAAUCUUCGUCCUCGCCAGGUUGAAGUAUGGUUCCAAAACAGAAGAGCAAGGACAAAACUGAAGCAGACAGAGGUGGAUUGUGAGUACUUGAAAAAGUGCUGCGAAACGCUCACUGAAGAAAAUCGGAGGCUGCAAAAGGAGCUUCAGGAAUUAAGAGCACUUAAAGCUUCUCAGCCUUUUUACAUGCAACUUCCGGCGACAACCCUUACCAUGUGCCCUUCUUGUGAGAGGGUGGCCACCGCCACCGCCCCUAACAACUUGAACGAUAAACCCCAACAAGCUGCUGCUUCUUGAUUUAUAUAUAUAAUUAAUCACUACUUAGCUAGCUAGUUAUAAAUAUAUAUAUAUUAAGACCAUUAAUGAUAUGGUGGGAAAAUAUUGUAGCGUUUUUUUUUUCUUUUAGAUUUUCUUUCUUUUGGAAAGAAUUUUCUUUUGUACACAUAGCAAUUAAUAUUUGUUGUCUGGUUUUUUGGAUUGGAUUAUUCUAUUUUAAAACGCUGUUUCAUUUUCCUCAAUUACGCUGGUAUUUUCUUCAAAAAUAAAACCUUGGUUGUGUUUUAUGUUGGAAGAAAAAACGGUGGUUAUAUGUAUGUGGCGAUGGAAAUGAAACAAUGUUUUAAAUUGAGGAUUCUAUCCUUUUUACCCCGGAAGAAUUUUUUAUUUUCAUUCCUAGUGUAAGG
This is a messenger RNA of Striga asiatica, 1479 nucleotides long. Lineage: Eukaryota; Viridiplantae; Streptophyta; Magnoliopsida; Lamiales; Orobanchaceae. The record is from the annotation of a GenBank genome assembly.